Molecule: messenger RNA, 694 nt
Organism: Saccostrea cuccullata (small rock oyster)
Lineage: Eukaryota; Metazoa; Mollusca; Bivalvia; Ostreida; Ostreidae
Product: kremen protein 1-like
Exons: 6
Coding region: 38-595 (185 amino acids)
Cellular component (GO): plasma membrane
Source: RefSeq, a predicted model, not a curated record
AGCAGGUAUUCGAAAAGGGAAGCAUGAUAGAGACAAAAUGAAGAUUGUAGCUGUAUUCCUGAUCCUUGAAACUGUAUGCUUUCUCAGUUCGGAAGCUAUUCCAGGGUACUUAGGAUGCGUCAAAGCCCACAUUAACCGAUUUCUGACCGGUAAGGCAAUAAAAUCCGGGGACAUGACCAUUAACAAGUGCAACAGUAUGUGCAUGAAGCAUAACUACAAAUUCUACGGUGUCCAGGCUGGACAAUGGUGUUUCUGUGGAAACACUUUUCAAAAAACUUUUAGAAGACCAUGGAGAGAAUGUAACAUGAGAUGCGCCGGGAAUAGAAGACAGCCUUGUGGUGGACAUAUGAGAAUGAACCUCUUCCUAAAUAAAGGAUAUUUAGGAUGUUUCCAAGACCAAAAGGACCGAGUACUGACCGGAAAAUAUAAACAAGAUGGAAUGAUGACCAUUCCAAAGUGCAGGGAUUGGUGUGCGAAAGAUAAAAAACAAGUUCUUUGGUCUCGAGGAUGGAGGAUGGUGCUUCUGUGGAAACACUCUUACAAAACCUGUUCAAAAACCAGAGAGAGAAUGCAACAAGAGAUGUCGUGGGAAUAGAAGGCAACGUUGUGGUGGCUUUUGGAAAAUUAACAUCUAUAAAAACUUGGAAAUAAAAUAAACAACAGUAUGUGAAUGAAGGGCACUCAGGUGUGAAAU